Molecule: messenger RNA, 1507 nt
Organism: Athene cunicularia (burrowing owl)
Lineage: Eukaryota; Metazoa; Chordata; Aves; Strigiformes; Strigidae
Gene: GPATCH11
Product: G-patch domain containing 11
Exons: 8
Coding region: 218-985 (255 amino acids)
Cellular component (GO): kinetochore
Molecular function (GO): nucleic acid binding
Source: RefSeq, a predicted model, not a curated record
CUGGCGCGGGGGCCACCGGACCGGGGCGGGCCACCGGCCCCCACCGGGUUCACGUGUUUUCGUCCUUCAGCCUCCAGCCGCGUCCCCAGCGGCAAGUGUUUCUCUGGUUGAAAGCGGGUUCUGCGUUUCAGGUAACCUACAGAGAAGUCAAGUGCAUGAUACAGCGCGUUGGCGGUGUUGAUAGGAAAGGGGUCAGGACAGGGUAUGCGUGCUAAGCAUGGAGGAGGAUGAAGAGGAAGACUACAUGUCUGAUUUGUUUAUUAAGCAGGAUGUAAGACCAGGCUUGCCCAUGGUGAGGCGUGUGAAGGAAGCUAUUCAGAAGGAAGAAAAGCAAAAAGAAGCCAAUGAGAAGAACAGACAAAAGAGUAUAAAAGAAGAAGAGAAAGAGAGACGUGACUUGGUAUUGAAAAGUGCAUUGGGCAAUGAGAACAAAGGCUUUGCUUUGCUCCAGAAGAUGGGCUACAAGAGCGGCCAGGCCCUUGGCAAAAGUGGAGAAGGCAUUGUUGAACCUAUUCCUCUGAACAUAAAAACAGGCAGAAGUGGGCUUGGUCAUGAGGAAUUAAAAAAGCGAAAAGCUGAAGAAAAACUAGAAAACUAUAGACAAAAACUCCAUAUGAAAAAAAAAGCAAAUGAACAAGCUGCAGAUCAGUUCAGAGUAAGAUUCAAAAACAAACAAGAAGAACGUAAGAUGGAAGGGGACCUCCGAAAAAGCCAGAGGGCCUGCCAGCAAUUAGAUAUGCAAAAAGAUAUCGAUGUUCCCAAGGAGACUUGGUAUUGGCUAGAACCUGAAGAGGAAGACAAAGAUGACGAAGACAAGGAAGAUGAAUGCACAAGCUCAGACUUAAGUGUGUCAGAAAAGCUACACAUCCUGACUGCCUAUCUGAGAGAAAAACACUUUUAUUGCAUUUGGUGUGGAACAACCUAUGAAGACCCUGAAGACUUAUCUUCAAACUGCCCUGGUGACAGUGCUGCAGAUCAUGACUAAAGCCUUUCUCUAGGAAGGAGUCCUAGAUAAGUAUGUAUAGUUCAUAGUAUCUUUUAGAAGGUUCAGAGCUGUGCCGUACUGAAGAAUUCACACCAAAGUAUGCAGAAAAAUAGUUACAUUGACAGGUUAAAUGCCUUUCUGAAGCAUUUUAUGGAUUUUCUGCUUGAUGCACAAUUUAUCAGGAAUUAAAACUUUGCAUUUAUAAUUGAACUACCAUAAUUGAGAGGCAGGUUAAGCCUUCCACGGUCUUCGGUUAUGCACUGCCCAACUGAAUAAGAUCAUCUGAUAAUAAAAUUCAAAUUUGAGUAAGGGAAUAAAUGCUGUCUAGUUACUUCUGUUGUAUGUGUUAAACAGGUUUUUUCAUCUUUACAGAGAUGACUAAACAUCAGACUUUUUUCCUUACUCUCUCAGACCUGGUGGGGAAAAAAAAAGCUUGUGAAACACUACUUCUAUUAUUUGCACCAAUAUUCUGUUGUAUGUGAGGGUGCACAUUUUGCAUAACUAAAUAGUAACAGAUCAUGA